CCCCGAUAGGGGCAACCCUGCAAAGCCCCAGGCAGAAGCGCACAUCCUGCAGCACAGCGACUGCGUUGCGGAGGGUGGGCUGCACUGCUGGCAGGCACUACUAGGUGUUGCAGAGGCACAGGGGAGACUUCCUAAGGCUAAAGCCACCAAACAAGUGAACUUCCUGUUCGAACACUUCCAUUGCAGUGGUUUCACUUGGCUGUGUAUCAUGUGCCGCGGAGGGAGGAGGAGAGAAGCUGUGUGAGCAAGCAAGGGUGCAGCCUGGCCCCACGGGGACAGGACGGCUGGUGGCGCGGGGCCCUGGGGUACCUGGAGUGCCUGCAGGGGGUGGGGACAAGGCCGCGGGCCCACCAUCAGCACCAUGCUCCUGGGGAUCCUCGUGGUGCUCUACUUCAUCCCCGCUGCCGAUGUAACAGAAAACAAGAUUUUAGUGGCUCAGCAUCCUCUGCUCAUCGUAGCCAACAAAACAGCAAAUCUAGUCUGCAACUACUCAUACAAUGGAACAGGGAAGGAAUUUCGAGCCUCACUGCACAAAGGAACAGACAGUGCAGUUGAAGUCUGCUUUAUUUCAUGGAACAAGACCAAAUCUAGCAGUAAUUCCAAUAAAGAAUUCAACUGCCAGGGGACUUUUUAUGAAGACAAAGUAAUCUUCAAUCUUUGGAACAUGAAUGCCAACCAAACUGACAUCUACUUCUGCAAAAUUGAGGCCAUGUAUCCACCUCCAUAUGUCUACAAUGAGAAGAGCAAUGGGACCGUCAUUCACGUGAAAGAGACACCCAUCCAAACACAAGAGCCUCGGUCUGCAAUUUCUUACUGGGUUAUGGUGGCAGUGACGGGACUUCUUGCUUUCUACAGUAUCCUAAUAACUGCAAUCUUUAUUAGCUACUGGCAAAAGUCCAAGAAGAACAGGUACCACCAGAGUGACUACAUGAACAUGACUCCCCGGCAUCCACCCUACCAAAAGAACAAGGGUUACCCAUCUUAUGCACCAACACGAGACUACACUGCGUAUCGCUCCUGGCAGCCGUGAUAGCCACCAGCCGACCCACCACUAUCCUCUUGUGCUUCUAGGCAGUCACUUGCUCUUGGACAGGGAAGGACAGCUUGUCAUUUUUUCAUCAUGUUUGUUAUUACUGACCAUGGAUACCUACACCAAAGCAAGUAUUGGCUAAACUUCAGUGUUAUGCAAAAAGAAAAAGGGAAAAAAAAAGGGGGGGGGGGGGGGAGUAAAAAAGGAUUGUUUUCCAUGAUGGCUGAAAAUGAGAUGCAGCUUGUGUUGAGGGUUGUCAGUGGGUAAGAGAGAAGAAUGGCAUCAGAUCUCAGAGCUGGUCUCCUCUUAACCACUGGUGGUUUUGUUCAGCUGUUGGGGGAACCAGAACCAGAACAUCUGACCUUUCCCAAUAACUGCUCCCUUAGAUUUAGCCUGUAAUUUCUUUCCCUGAAUGUCUAAUCCUCAGAAACCAUUGUUGCUGUUAAAUACGGAAAAAUGGGGAAAAAACAAACAAACAGUCUUCCCUCUGAGAGCAGGGCACAGUUUGAAAGUCAGGACAUGCUUGAAAGAGAUGGAAAAGUCAGCCAGAAGGCAUCCAAGCAAUUAGGCUACAGUGCAAAUGGGCCGUCAGGACAAACCAGGACUGAAAGAAAAUGACUCAACAUUCAACAUGUGAGUCUUUAGGUUGGACACUUUGUAAAUGUUCACAAAGGCCAUUUGAAGUCAUAACCAAGCAACUCCACAGAGCAUGAAACCAAUGCAUCUGAAGAAAAAAUCAGGCAGGAGAGGAAGGAAGAUCUGCUGUCAUCAUGAAAAGUCCCGUUUGUUAUGUUUGCCUACAGCAAGGGAACACAAAGCAACAUGGGAAGCAUUAGAAGAUACGGAGGUCAGAUUUGGAGGAGAUCUUUACCCUCAUUUUUGAAUUUUUGUUUCUAUCCAAAAGGCACUCUGCUGCGUCCUCCUGAAAAUACAUCACUUUUUCUGGUACCAAGGCUGUACCAGAGCUCUUUUGAAAAUCGGCAUCCACUUAUGAGUGACUAAAGAUCACUUGAAUUUUUUCCUAGUAAGCAACCAACGUUUUGGGUGCGAGAGGGUCCUCAGGUCCUACCAUUGUGAACAGAGACUGCUCCAGGCACUUUGAACUUUGUGCUGACUGAGGGUUACCUUUUUAUCUAAAGAUGUUCUUUAGGGAUGCUCCGUGCUGGAGUAGAAUGAAGUCUUCAACAAAAACCUGCUUCAUACCUUUAAUUAAGCAUGUUUACAUUAACAAGGCAUCCUAAACUGUAAUUGGGGUUGUCUUAGCAUAAAGUCCCUUUUCAUACUGAGGAGAUUAGAUUUAUUUUAUAGACUACUGAGUAAACAAAUAAAAUAAAAAUAAAUCCAUACUCCCACUGAAAUAAAAUUGGGAUUGUUCAAAAUUUAUUUUCUUCCAAAUCAGGAUGAGAAGAUUCUUUUUGUUUUUGAGGGGACAUGACAAAAACAGAGAUACAGAAGUGUGGAAGUGUGGCAACGACCUGCUUUGACAUCUUAACCCAAGUACAACUCUUGGUACUUCCAAACUGGAAGUUUUAUUUGAAUUUGUUGACCAGGCUCCAAACCAUUCAUUCUGAGCCCUACGCUUUACACUUUUCCACAUACAUUUUUGACUCUCUUCCUAAAAUGCCCCUUACUGUGCCUUUGUACUACAGCCACGGCAGUGAGGAGCAUGUGGAGGGGCUUAGGGGAAGGUGCCAGGCAGGUCCCUGCAUGGUCCCAGCUGGGCCCUGCUUGCUGGCACUGACCAUCGGGAUGCUCCCACCUUGCUCCUCCCUCCUCGCUUGGCCCUGUCAGCAUGCUGGCCCUGUGCUGGGGCAUCCAGCCACUCCUUGCAGAGCAUCUGCCUGGUCAGCUCUGUCUCACCCGGCUCCACACCAUCCACCGGUGUUGUCAUUGUGUAAUGCAAUAUUAACAAGUGCUCUGAUCACAAUGCGGUGUGAAAAAUCACAUCUUCUAGCGCAAAUGUGAGGUGAGAUGGCAAAUACGUACUGAAAACAUAAAACAGGGUCAACUUCUUCACUUAAACUGCUUAUGUACAAUUUUACAUGUAGAUGCAUCUGUUUCACAUCUAUAUUCCUUAUAGUUUUAUUAUACUUUUUGCAAUCUCCUCUUAAAAUUAUUAAAUAGAUACAGUAAAUUAAAUCUUGAAUAAAUGCAUUGGGCCUGAGGCUAGUCAGAGGAAAGUAUUACUUUCUAAAGCAAAUGUUGGUAUAAUUUGUUUUCCUUCCCCUAACACUUUUGUAAUUUCCACAUUUUAAAUGUACUGAUAGCUCCCAGGACAUGAUACUGGAAAGUCAGACCUGGAACAUCUGGAAUAACUAUUAAAUCUGUUGGCUGACCAAAAAGAAAGGGAGAUACAGGGAAACAUCCUAAACAAAUAAUGAAAAAAAAAAAGGAAAAAAAGAGGAGAACCAGGACAGGAAGAGCCUAAGCCCUGUGUUAGAAUGGACACUGCCAUUAAAGCACUGUAGUGACAUGAAUUACAGACUGUUGAAGAUGAGAUACUAGUAUAAAUACCUUUUAUCCACCACUGUAAGGGACUAAAAGAAAGUGUUUGCAGAGAAGCAAGCCAGUUAAGCCUCAGGUCUGGCUCUGCAUAUGUGGAUUAGCAUAUAUGACAAACAGAGCAGUCCUAAUUUAUUCCAUCUGGUUUCAGGCAAUGCGUAACAUGCCAGGACAGUCCUGGCCCUCCCUGCCCCUGCCUUUGGGGUCUAUAUGCUCUUUAUAGAUGACGUAAAGAGAAUCCUCCCUCUGCUGCUGCUCUGAACUUGAAAACUGGCCCUCAUGGAGGGUGGUGAGAGAUCAAUAGAGUUUUCUGCCUUGCAGACAGGGUUAAUUCAAAUGCAAAUAUCAUUCCGCUGAAUAGUGAUUUAAUUUUUCAUCCUCCUAUCUUCCAUGUUUGGAUCUCUGUGUCAAAUGAGCAUCUGAACUGCAGUCAUCAUAUCUGAACAGCAAUCAGCAUAUGUUGCAAGGGGUCAAGCAAGGGUUGUGCAGCUCCAGCCCCUGCAUGCGAUCCCUGUUCUGCACAUCUCCAGCACAGCACAAACUGACGGUCUGGCUGUUCUGCACUUCCAGGAACAAGGCUCCUGGGAGACAGGUGCUGAGGAGGUAGCCUGUGCUGUGCUUACAAGUAUCUUGGACCUUCACUGUAGGGGUUGUCAGGUUUAUUGAAGCCAAAAGUCUUGGGCAUCCCUUCAGAUUUGAAUUCCCCAAAUUCCAAAUCCCCAAAUCUCCCGUAGCAGAUUUUUCAAAAUGCCUCUUCUUUCUUCUAUGGCUAUAAACAUGAACCCUGCAUGUCUGUCAAACAAUAUCACAUCUUCCCCCUUUGCAUAUUAUCACUUUUACUUUCAUUUCCAUGCCAGACUCAGCAGUUCAGGAACCCAUCCAAUUUGUUAAUCCCCAACACCACUGUGCAACCUUCCACAUGCAGCCAUGACUAGCUCUUUGCUUCACAGUCUGUGUUGUAUGCCACGUUCCUCUUCACUGUUGGGUAGGGAGUUGCCAUAGGAGAUUGGAGCCAUGUGGGGAUUUGAUAUGCACUCAUCUUCUCUUUGAAGGAUUUGGGGUCUUUCAUGCUUUGAUUUUCCCAUCAUCUUCAGUUUCUCAGUUGUGCCAAACAGCCAUGUGGGAAUCCCACACACCACGUGCUCCCCACAGUGCAUUUAACUUCUGUGCGUUUCAUUUCCUGUGCAUAGCAGGCUUUUGACUCUUGCCAAGCUCCUUAUGCCUGUAUACAUGCCCUGACAGCAGAAGCAACUUUGGCUACUGAUGGUAUGUUUGAUACCGAUAACGUGGUACAAACUGCUUGAGUUUUAGGAGCACAAAAGCAAAUGCUAAAGAUCAAAUCUUUCCGCUUUCAGCAAGGCUUUUGCUGUGUGACUGGAAAAUAGUUUAUUCAAGAUGAAUCACAGACCAAGACAAUUUUGUUAGUCACUCACACUAACCAGAAAACAGGUUAGGGUAAUGAGUACAAUACCAGCUUUGUUACCGUCUGAUGAAGAAUGGGGAAGCACUGAAAACAGUACUAGACAGUAAUUUGUAGCCAGAGUCAGUGUCUGCAAGUGGCUGUGAGAGGGAAGCAUUACUAGCUGCUUAUCUUGAUGCAAAUGGAUUGUUCUUCACAAUUAGGCAUUUUUGUUAGAGCAUCACAUUACAGUAUGUUACUAUUCCAGCCUCAAGGGCAUGCAGAUAAUCUGAUGUGGCCAAUUUGGCUGACGAAGUAUUAUGAGGCUGCCAAUUUCAUACAAACCCUUUUGCAAAGAGACAAAAAGUUGAAUGGUCACAAAUUCAUGAUUCGUCUUUUUUCUCUUUUCUCUUUCCUUUCCUU
Cygnus olor (mute swan) is the source of this 5354-nucleotide messenger RNA. RefSeq names its product CD28 molecule (gene CD28). Gene Ontology annotation, biological process: immune response; T cell receptor signaling pathway; T cell activation. The transcript has 4 exons. Gene Ontology annotation, cellular component: external side of plasma membrane; membrane. The coding region runs from base 362 to 1030 and encodes 222 amino acids. NCBI's taxonomy places the organism in Eukaryota, Metazoa, Chordata, Aves, Anseriformes, Anatidae. The record is from RefSeq and is a predicted model, not a curated record.